Messenger RNA from Clonostachys solani, 1533 nucleotides. Lineage: Eukaryota; Fungi; Ascomycota; Sordariomycetes; Hypocreales; Bionectriaceae. The record is from the annotation of a GenBank genome assembly.
AUGCAGGCUAUAUUUGAGAGACUCCUACAGCCGAAAGCAUGGCCAACCAUCAUGUGGGCAAUUGUGCUCGCGGGUCUUGCCUUGCUACUGCACUUGCUGACCACCCGGCCAUCGUUAUCUCAUGCAGUGCCGAAACUCUGGAAGCCCGACGACUUGCCAAUCCUCGGUGCUUGGCGUUUUUAUACCCACCGACAGGAGAUGUACUACACUGCUCAAAGGUCCACCAAAACUGGCAACUUUAGUUUCUUUAUCGGGAAGAAGCAUGUGGUAGGUGUCAAUGGGCCUGAGGGUAGGAGGACAUUCUUUGACUCGAAGGAUCUGGCUCUGAAUGAAGGUUUUAACGACUUGUUCGCGGGAUUACCCGAGCAACCGGGAGGCGACAUCUUCGACCGAUUUUUGAAAAAGACUCUGGCCAGCCUCUUGAAGUCGGACAGCCUCAACAAAAACAUUGGCUUGCUAGCAACGGACUCACGGCGCAUGUGUGAGGCGCUUGCGGUGGCACCUGUCUCAGAUUCGCAACCAGAGUGGAGGGUCAUGAACCCCUUCGACUCUAUGUAUAGGCUGGUCUACCAACUCACCACAAGGACGUUUGGAGCCCGAGAGAUUGCCGAGAACCCCGAGCUUUUGAAUCAUACACUAAGCAUCUUCGAGCAAUUUGAGAGUCGGACCAGUGUCCUUAAGUUGUUCUUUCCCUGGUUACCCACGCCAAACCAUAUCCUUAGAAUGUACAACGGUGCGAGGCUGUACAAGAUAUUUCUCGACAUUAUAAAAAGCAGGGAUAAGUCCGAGAAGCGAGUUGAUGAUGCCUUGCAGCAUAUUCUGGACACCGGAGCCAGCAUCACCCACGUGAUUUCAUUUGAGAUUGGUUCCCUUUUUGCAGGACUUGUAAACACCGGAAUUCAUGCCUCUUAUAUUCCAAUAUACUGCGCUGAGAAUCCGGAGUGGAAGGCUAAAGUCCAAGCCGAGGUUGAUGGCGUGAUUGCCAAGUAUAGAUCAACGCCAGAGCAGUCCCCGGCCAUGGUCUUGAGCUCGCUCAGCAUCGAUCAAUGGGAGAGUGAGUUUCCUCUGAUUGAUCUGUCCCUGCGGGAGUCGAUCCGGAUUGGACAGCCAGGCUCCGGGUUCAGAAAGAACGUUGGCCCUCGUGAUAUCCCCAUUGGCAAUACUGGCGAGGUGAUUCCCAAGGGAUCAUAUGCGGCCUACGUAUUCAACGACGUGCACAUGAAUCCGGACAUAUACACAGACAGUCAAAAAUUCGACCCGGCUCGAUAUUUCCACGAUCGAGCUGAAGACAAGAAGAUGAGUCACACCUAUUUGGGAUGGGGUAGCGGUCGUCAUCCAUGCCUGGGGAUGAGGUUUGCCAAGCUAGAGAUGGUGCUAUGCAACGCUUACUUUUUCGCCAUGUUUGACUUUGAGCUCUCGGAGAAGGAUGGUAGCUUGAGGACCGAGCCAGUUCCACCAGUCGAUGUGAAGCUUCACCAAAUCCGAAAACCUGAUGACCCUAUAUUCAUCCGAUACAAGCCUAGGGUGUACUAA